Ceratina calcarata is the source of this 3556-nucleotide messenger RNA. It is a transcript of the gene Teh3, whose product is annotated as tipE homolog 3 phospholipid transfer protein. The record is from RefSeq and is a predicted model, not a curated record. Gene Ontology annotation, biological process: regulation of sodium ion transport. The transcript is spliced from 3 exons. Gene Ontology annotation, cellular component: plasma membrane. Lineage: Eukaryota; Metazoa; Arthropoda; Insecta; Hymenoptera; Apidae. Bases 1901 to 3235 code for a protein of 444 amino acids. Gene Ontology annotation, molecular function: sodium channel regulator activity.
CCAAUAAUUAAAAAUCAAAAUUAUUUUUUUAAUUGAUAUCUCCCAUACAACGUCCAAUUCCAAUCAGAAAACAAUAAUCAAUAUUCAACUUUUCAUGGAAAUAUUUACUACAAGAGAGCUUCUGUAAGCUAGUUAAAAUCAUUCGAUAAAUAACAACUUCUCGACUUUAACGAGCAAAGAUUUUCAAGUCAACAAGAAGAAAAAAGAAUCCCUUGCCAGCGAGUAGACGGCGAUAAAAAUCCAGAGCGCUCUGCUUCAAACGAAGCUUGCACGAAGUGAACGCACUCGCGUGAUCUACAAAAAAGCUAAGCCGUGAAAAAACCGAGCAGUCGAGUUCCGUCACGUUUGCGAGCUAGCCAGAAAAUCGGAGGGGAAAUGUCCCGAAAUAUUUGUAUUACCACUGGCGCGGGUUAGAAGAGGGUUGGAAAGCAUCGCGUUUGUUUAACGAGCACCACAAAAAAGAGAAUGCAGAGAACUAAGCGACGAAUAAAUUCAGGAGACAGAAUAAUAGCUUGUGCUCGAUUAAAAAGAGCUACAAUCAGUGGGACGGAAGAAAUCGAGUAAAAUAAAUAAAGAGAUUAUGCUAAAAAAUGAUGCUACUGAAAUGUACAAAUACAGGAAAAUAACUGCAAAGAAAAUAAGAAAUUGGAAACACAAGAAUAUUUUUGAUGUUUCAAAUUGUCAAAGAUUGAAAACUCAAACUUUUUCAAGAAGAAAAUUCGAUAAGAUAAGAAACUGAAGACUUCAACUUUCUUCAAUUUCCUCAAAUAAAAAGAAAAACAUUUUUCGGUAGAAAGUUCUUAACUCAAUGAUAUCGAAGUAAAACGUGCGUGCACGAAAGAUCCAAAGGAGGAAGGCGUAAAUCUAUGGGCGCCACACUGUCUGCGGCUAACGCUCGAUAAACUACAUUACGUGCUAACGCGUGAUAGCUUCUAUUUCUUCCCCAGCUUCUCCUUUUUGCCCGUGGUCGCCUCUCCUUUUCUCGUUGCCUGCGCCGCGAACCAUGUCAACCACCGGCGAAGGUCCUAUUGCCAAGGGAAACUGUGUCACAACCUCCAUGGACGGCUUCAACGUUGCCCGUAUUAAAAAAAAUAUGUAAUCCAGUAAUGUAGGACUUGUUUGUUCCUAUAAGGAAAAUGUGUAAAGAGACCCGCAAUGGAUUACAAAUACUCAAAGCGUACCUGAAGCUGUUUUUAAAGAAGGCGUAUAAUUUCUAAUGUAUGAUUUUAAAGGAUCAACGAGACCUGCAAUACGUAUUGGACAUAAAUAUUGAACAAGCAUACACGUGAAAGGUAACAAAAGAAAAUGAGCAAGAUUUUUAUCAUGAAUCUGGGAAUCAUUGAAUUCAAAGUAUUGUCUUCUAAGAAUCUUGAAACGUUUCGAUUCAAUUUGAAUUCGCGGAUACGUGAAAUCCCGCCAUCUCUGAACGAUUGUCCUGCAACACAGAUCCUGAUGGUAUCAGAGUGCAUCGAUGACGACAAACACAUCUGUGACGUGAAAUGCAGCAGUGUUCGGCGGCGUAGCGCCGUUGCAGUUCAGCGCUGCGCAUGUACAGGCAAUCGAUUGAUGCGCGCCGAGGUUUGAGUUCUAGAGCUGCGCAUCUCGUGCGAAGCGCAAAGCGACCGAGAGCAGAACACGCGUGCAAUCAUUUGCCAUGCUGCAACGAGAAAGCCGCAUUCAGAAACAGUGAGAGAGAAUCAAGUUCCGAUGUGUUCAACCGCAUAGCAGCGGUUGGAAAAGUAAACUAUAGUUCAUCGCAGAAUGCAGUAACCAUGAUGCAGAAAGUGAAGCGGAUGCACGUAAUCGCGAUGAUCGACUUGGAAUGUAAAUUAACUGAGUAAUUAAUUGUUCCUUGACAUCAGAAUUCUUUCGGUGAUCGAACCGAACUUGAUUCGGCACGAUGCCGAAAAAAGUACCAGUGGAGGAUUUGGUAGUCCCGCCGCAAGAUAAGUGCAUUUGCGGGACCAUUUGCAUCUGCCAAAUGACGGCCGUCUUUUCAGCAGUCGCUUUGGUUUAUCUCACAGUGGCAAUAUACAUGCCCAGCACCAGAGCCUUCAAAUCGGGCAUUAGCGAAGUUCCAGCGAUGUGCACAACGAUACGUGCGGUAAAUGCUGACAACUGUGAUUGGGGCAGCUGUGGAGAAUGGUGCCUCUCAAAAACAUCUGGUCCCUGUGUUCAGAUCCACGUCAACCUCCGUAGAAACGGAUCGAGAAUACUGUUAGCGAACUGUACCAACACUACGAACAAGACUUGCUACGGUAUCGAUCAAGAGAACGCCAAGAAAUCGAAAUGUAUCGCGGAUGAGUGUCGAAACUUGACGGGCACGUUCAACUGCACAUCCGGCGUGUGCAUCAACAUAACCGACGCGUUCGAGUGCGUAUUCCACGACACUGAUCCACCGAUGAAGUGUUCCGGUAGACGCGGUAAAAUAACUUGUAUAGAUAUAGACGGUUUGUUCAAUUGUCUCCGUGGGACUUGUGAACGUAUACGAACGCCGUAUAAUUGUGAUCGCCGGUGCGUGGAUAUCCCGACCAGAAAUAAGAACAUGAUCCUGCUCAGCGGUGACAAAGUCUAUUUGAGUCAAUGCGAGAGAGCUAUAGACGUUGAAACCAAUCGAGAAGUUUGGAACGAAGAUCGAGGCGAUGUUAUGAUGGCGUCUUGUUAUGGAAUAUUUAAUUCUACUUCGGGUGUCGAGGCUGUAGACUGUAUCAACGGCUCCGUUUUAGAAAAGGAACUUCUCACCGAUUUGACUAAUUUUACUUAUUUGUCUUAUCUCAACAUAUUCGCAACGAAACCGCUGGACGAAACCAAAAUAGUUGCACCACCUGAGCAGGAUUUGAUCAUUGCGAACGAAAGCCGAUUGUUGAUCAAUUUAGAGGGCUGUGUGAAUACUCUUCGUGACGAAUGUAAGGAGUUUCUUCAUUUGUACGGUAAAGAUGGAUCCGAUCACAACGCGCGAGCUAGAUUUCCCUGUUUUUAUGCCGAAAGUAACACCGAUAUAGUCGUGUCCCGUUUCAACUUGGAGAACACGUACAAAGAGUUUCUGAUCGCGUUGGUGAUACCGAGCACCCUGUGCGUUGUCAGCUGUCUGACGCUGAUCGUUUGUCAGGUCAGCGUGGUUGUCGGUGACGAUGCCAAAAUGCGAUUCAAGGGCUCGGCUGGUGCACGGCUGGAGAAGAGCACUUCGGGUAAUCUAGGGGAUGCUGGCGGAGGAGAUUCUGCUAUGGCGCUCUGAGAUCCGUCACGCAUUCCCCUCCUGGAGUAGAGUCCGGCUCGUCAGUCGAUAUUCUCCCUGCGCGGGCAUUAUUAAGGUGUGGGGAGGGGGGGAACGCGUGGCUAAAAUUCUCAUCUUGGAAAAGGUACUACAAAACAAAAUACAAAUAUUCCUGCAAUAAACGCAAACUAUCCUCGAAAAGUGAUUAAGCAAAAGAAAGAGAGAAGGCGAACGAUCGAAGACAAGUACCAAGCGAAAAAGCAACAAGAUUUCUCCUACUUACACUGCCUGCACACAAGAAACACUGCAUCGAGAGCUGCACGUGCUUUCUCUAAAAAAGAA